GUCCCCGGAAACGUGCGCAUGAACUACUUGGGCGUACAUUAGGGCGCGUGCACUCGCUGGCUCUUCUCCCGACCGACGAUACUUUCUUCCCCCGGCGUUCUCCUUCCUUUCCGCCUGUCGCCUCAAACUUCCCGAGUCCGAAGUUUUUGUUGUUUAAUAGCCGCCAUGUCGCACACCGUUAUCACGACCACUUCCGCCUCCGACGGCUUCUUUCACGCGGGAUACUGCAGGACCAUCCCGGGUCUGCUCAAAGUGUCCCAGAUGGUGGCGCUGUUCAUCGCCUUCCUGUGCGUGCACUGCGCUCACGGGUGGCCCAGCUGGGCGGCCUUCCAGUUCUUCGAGGUGGUCUCUGUGUGGUUCCUGGUGGCCCUGCUGCUCUUCUUCCUCAUGCACCUGUUCCGGCUGCAGGCCAAGAUGCCGUGCAUCAACUGGCCCCUCACGGAGUUCUUCCACUACUCCGUGGGGACCGUCCUCGUCCUCAUCGCCUCCAUCGUGGCGGUGGUGAAAAGUGGAGGAGUGUCAGCGUUGGUGGCGGCGUCGGUGUUUGGCUUCAUCGCCGCCUUUCUGAUGGCCGUCAGCUUGUGGACGUCUUACAGCGUGUCUUGUGGCCCCCAACAGACCGGUGCGACCGAGUAGUUGGAUGCUGGUCAUGUGGGAACGAGAUGGCUGCCUCUGCCCCCGGCUCACUCUUCUGCCUAGCAACAGACAUCAGAAUCGGUUGACAAUUGGGGGCGCAGGUAUGAGGAGCUGAUCCAGGAGCAGCGUCUUGUUAAAAAAAACAAAAACAAAAAAAAUGGCAGAAUGUCGGCGGUGCUCCAAAGAAUCUUCUUCACGUCUUUGCGGACAACAACGCUUAUUCUGCCUCCAUCUUUGCUUGCAAGCAUUCUAUUAGAAAUGCUAGCGUUCACUUCCUGCUGUUAGCGUUCACUUCCUCGUCCGACUCGGACGCACUUUGACUACUCCAGCGCUGUUAGCCUCCGCACGUCCGCUAGCAUGCUAACGUAGCGAACGUGCGCUGCACUUGCUAGCAUCCCGACCGCUUCUUUUAGUGAUGUUUUAUCAAAUGUUCCGUUUUUAGGAUUGUUGCAAACCAACACUAUUGACUGUUUGACAAGCACCAAGAUCAAUAAUCUGUGCCAAUCUUUGCACACGCAGCCUGCUGAGGUAGCGAGGCGGGCCUGCGUGCACGGUGCUAGUACGGCCGCCAUUCCUACUCCGCCGCCGAGAUGUUUACAAGGGAGCCUGAAAGCACACGAUCAAUCAAUCAUGAAGACUGUUAGCAAAUUGUCCCGAUUUACCAACUGUAAGUAAUGCAGCUGAAAUAGGCUCCAGCAUCCCGCGCGACCCAGAAAGGGACAAGCGGUAGGAAAUGGUUGGAUGGAUGGAUGUACACAUCAUGCUAAUUCUAACCUGCUGUGCUACACUCGCACACUUACUUGGUACACUUAUUCUUUUGAGUGCACAAGUGCGUUCACACUGUACGGUAAAAUGCUGUCCAAGUACCACCAUAAUGACCAACAUUGAAAUACAGUAGCUUAGUAAGCCUAAGUAUUCAUUAAAAACAAGACAGAGGUUUUAUUCAACAUGUAUAUUUAAUAUUUUUGGCCACCAUGGUGACCAACGUUGAAGUACAGUAGCAUAGUAGGCCUAAGUAUUCAUUAUAAACAAGACAGAGGUUUUAUUCAACAAGUAUAUUUAAUAUCUUUGGGCACCAUGGUGAUCAACGUUAAAGUACAGUAGCAUGGUAGGCCUAAGUAUUAAUAAAAAAACAGAGGUUUUAUAUAACAGGUAUAUUUAAUAUUUUUGGCCACCAUGGUGACCAACGGUGAAGUACAGUAGCAUAGUAGGCCUAAGUAUUAAUUAAAAACAAGACAGGGGUUUUAUUUAACAAGUAUUUUUAAUAUUUCUGGCCACCAUAAUGACCAAUGUUGAAAUGCUGUAGCGUACUAAGCCUAAGUAUUAAUGGAAAAACAAAACUGGUUUGAUUUAACAAGGGUAUUUAGUAUUUUGGUUACCAUAAUGACCAAUAUUAAAAUACAGUAGCGUAGUAGGCGUAAGUAUUCAUUGAAUACAAGGCAGAGGUUUUAUUUAACAAUUUGUAUUUAUAUUUUUGUCCAACAUAAUGGUCAACGUUAAAGUACAGUAGCAUAGUAUGCCUAAGUAUUCAUUAAAAACAAGACAGGUUUUAUUUAACAAAUAUAUAUAAUAUUUUUGGGCCCCAUAAUGACCAACAUUGAAAUACAGUAGCAUAGUCUGCCUAAACAUUCAUAUAAAACAAGACAGAGGUUUUAUUUAACAAGUAUAUUUCAUAUUACUGCCACCAUAAUGGUUAAAAUACAGUAGCGUAGUAGGCCUAAGUAUUGAUUAAAACAAGACAGAGGGUUUCAUUUAACAAUUUUCAUUGAUAUUUUUGGCCACAAUAAUGACCAAUAUUAAAAUACAGUAGCGUAGUAGGCAUAAGUAUUCAUUGAAAACAAGGCCGAGGUUUUAUUUAAACAACUUUCAUUAAUAUUUGUGUCCAACAUAAUGACCAACGCUAAAGUACAGUAGCAUAGUAGACCUAAGUAUUUAUUAAAAACAAGACAGAGGUUUUAUUUAACAAAUAUAUAUAAUAUUUUUGGGCCCCAUAAUGACCAACAUUGAUAUACAGUAGCAUAGUCUGCCUAAACAUUCAUCUAAAACAAGACAGAGGUUUUAUUUAACAAGUAUAUUUCAUAUUACUGCCACCAUAAUGGUUAAAAUACAGUAGCGUAGUAGGCCUAAGUAUUGAUUAAAACAAGACAGAGGGUUUCAUUUAACAAUUUUCAUUGAUAUUUUUGGCCACAAUAAUGACCAAUAUUAAAAUACAGUUGCGUAGUAGGCGUAAGUAUUCAUUGAAAACAAGGCAGAGGUUUUAUUUAAACAACUUUAAUUAAUAUUUUUGUCCAACAUAAUGGUCAACGUUAAAGUACAGUAGCAUAGUAUGCCUAAGUAUUCAUUAAAAACAAGACAGGUUUUAUUUAACAAAUAUAUAUAAUAUUUUUGGGCCCCAUAAUGACCAACAUUGAAAUACAGUAGCAUAGUCUGCCUAAACAUUCAUCUAAAACAAGACAGAAGUUUUAUUUAACAAGUAUAUUUCAUAUUACUGCCACCAUAAUGGUUAAAAUACAGUAGCGUAGUAGGCCUAAGUAUUGAUUAAAACAAGACAGAGGGUUUCAUUUAACAAUUUUCAUUGAUAUUUUUGGCCACAAUAAUGACCAAUAUUAAAAUACAGUAGCGUAGUAGGCGUAAGUAUUCAUUGAAAACAAGGCAGAGGUUUUAUUUAAACAACUUUAAUUAAUAUUUUUGUCCAACAUAAUGGUCAACGUUAAAGUACAGUAGCAUAGUAUGCCUAAGUAUUCAUUAAAAACAAGACAGAGGUUUUAUUUAACAAAUUAUAUAUAAUAUUUUUGGGCCCCAUAAUGACCAACAUUGAAAUACAGUAGCAUAGUCUGCCUAAACAGUCAUCUAAAACAAGACAGAGGUUUUAUUUAACAAGUGUAUUUCAUAUUACUGCCACCAUAAUGGUUCAAAUACAGUAGCGUAGUAGGCCUAAGUAUUGAUUAAAACAAGACAGAGGGUUUCAUUUAACAAUUUGUAUUGAUUUUUUUGGCCACAAUAAUGACCAAUAUUAAAAUACAGUAGCGUAGUAGGUGUAAGUAUUCAUUGAAAACAAGGCAGAGGUUUUAUUUAAACAACUUUAAUUAAUAUUUUUGUCCAACAUAAUGACCAACGCUAAAGUACAGUAGCAUAGUAGACCUAAGUAUUCAUUAAAAACAAGACAGAGGUUUUAUUUAACAAAUAUAUAUAAUAUUUUUGGGCCCCAUAAUGACCAACAUUGAAAUACAGUAGCAUAGUCUGCCUAAACAGUCAUCUAAAACAAGACAGAGGUUUUAUUUAACAAGUGUAUUUCAUAUUACUGCCACCAUAAUGGUUAAAAUACAGUAGCGUAGUAGGCCUAAGUAUUGAUUAAAACAAGACAGAGGGUUUCAUUUAACAAUUUGUAUUGAUAUUUUUGGCCACAAUAAUGACCAAUAUUAAAAUACAGUAGCGUAGUAGGUGUAAGUAUUCAUUGAAAACAAGGCAGAGGUUUUAUUUAAACAACUUUAAUUAAUAUUUUUGUCCAACAUAAUGACCAAUGCUAAAGUACUGUAGCAUAGUAGACCUAAGUAUUCAUUAAAAACAAGACAGAGGAUUUAACGUGUAUUUAAGAUUUUUGGCCACCAUGUUGACCAACGUUAAAGUACCAUAGCAUGAUAGGCCUAAGUAUUAAUUAAAAACAAGACAGAGGUUUUGUUUAAUAUUUGUGCGAACUCACUCAUGCACUUGGAAAGACGUAAGUGCAAGUACACAUGUGUACUAAUUUGAACUGAAGGCUAAUGCUAAAGGCUAACAUUAGCCCUAUGUUGCUACAUGUGGACAUGCUAAUUGUGUUAGCGUGACAGUGGACUGCACAUGUUUGUGUUGUGAAACACGACGAUUGUAAAAUGACAAAUACGACUUUAUUGUAUGAAGGAUCAAAGGUCGACUAUGUAUGAAUUCUGUUUGUUAUCACACUGUAAGCACCCUGCAAGAAGUCACCUGACCGACUUGACUAAGCCCCUCCCACAUGUUUACCUGUGAGUGUUUGAUCAUUGCUCCUCUGGUUUGGAUGUGUCCUCCAAAGUGCCUUAAUGCGCCACUAGAGGCAGUCUGCUCGCAGCUAGCCACAUGCUAACGUGUUGUUUUCUACUUCCUGUUUGGGCUGUGUCACGUGUUGCAUGUUGCCCAUUAAAGCAGCUCACUCACUCCCAACAUGUCCAAAUAAAGACAUUUGAUUGUCA
Nerophis lumbriciformis (worm pipefish) is the source of this 4841-nucleotide messenger RNA. RefSeq names its product CKLF-like MARVEL transmembrane domain containing 7 (gene cmtm7). The record is from RefSeq and is a predicted model, not a curated record. Gene Ontology annotation, cellular component: membrane. NCBI's taxonomy places the organism in Eukaryota, Metazoa, Chordata, Actinopteri, Syngnathiformes, Syngnathidae.